AUGGCACACAUGAGCCUCUUCUGGUGCCAGAAGCAAGGCUCCACCACCACCACCACCACCUCCGGCAGCAGCAGAGGUGGCGAAGCAACCCCCACCACCACCGCGACCGCCGCCGACCGACAUUGCCGGAGCUGCGGCAUCGGCAGGCUCAUGAGGAUGCUGAGGAAGCAGAGCAGGCUGCUGUGCAUGGCCUCAAGGCCUACCGCAUUCCACUGCCAAUAUGACCCCUUGAGCUACUCUCGCAACUUCGAUCGUGGCUCCGGGACGGCUCUCGACGACGACUCAGCUCACUUUUACUACACAUUCUCGUCAAGGUUCGUCGCCAACUCUUCAGGCAUCUCUCGGGGUCUAACAACCAACCAUUAG
This is a messenger RNA of Phoenix dactylifera (date palm), 366 nucleotides long. The record is from RefSeq and is a predicted model, not a curated record. Lineage: Eukaryota; Viridiplantae; Streptophyta; Magnoliopsida; Arecales; Arecaceae.